AUGCAAGCCUUGGGGAAGACGCUCCGCUCGCUCGGGCAAUCGUUGGACAAGGUCGGCGUGGCCCUCGAGGGCCGCCUCACCUACACGGAGCGCCUGGUUCCGUCGACGCGCCUUGUGGCCAACGCCGGCAACAAGCCCGUGCUCGCCGAAGGCGCCUUCGUCGCCCCGAACGCGUCGGUCGUCGGCGAAGUCUCCAUCGGCAAGGGCUCGUCCGUCUGGUACGGCGCGACGGUCCGCGGUGAUGUGAACCACAUCACGAUCGGCGACAACUCGAACAUCAGCAACCAGUGCAUCAUUGGCACGAGCGCGCAGGUCCUCGACGGUGCCGAGGUCGGCGAGAACUCGAUCAUCACGGCCGGGUCCAUCGUUACCAUGGGCAAGAAGGUCCCUGCUGGCCAGCUGUGGUCGGGCAUCCCCGCUCGCCCCGUCCGCGACUUGACGUCGGAUGAAAUUGAGUUCAUCAAGCAGUGCUCGUUGGACUAUGUCCAGCUGUCGGAAGUCCAUGCCGGCGAGAACGCCAAGACGUUUGCCCAGAUCGAACUCGAGAAGGAGAACCGCAAGAUCAUGGACACGGUCGGCGAGCUGGGCUUCCAGCAGAAGGUCGAAGAACGGCCUGACACGGGCUUGUUCUUUAAGUAUUAA
Molecule: messenger RNA, 642 nt
Organism: Saprolegnia parasitica CBS 223.65
Lineage: Eukaryota; Oomycota; Saprolegniomycetes; Saprolegniales; Saprolegniaceae
Exons: 5
Coding region: 1-642 (213 amino acids)
Source: RefSeq, a predicted model, not a curated record